Messenger RNA from Colletotrichum scovillei, 1536 nucleotides. RefSeq lists its product as uncharacterized. NCBI's taxonomy places the organism in Eukaryota, Fungi, Ascomycota, Sordariomycetes, Glomerellales, Glomerellaceae. The transcript has 3 exons. The coding region runs from base 1 to 1536 and encodes 511 amino acids. The record is from RefSeq and is a predicted model, not a curated record.
AUGUCGCGAUUGUGUGGUAUGCGCCCUGAAGGGCUGACGGUAGACUCGAGGUUCAGUCCUCUUCCGUCGAUGUGUUUCUUCGAUACCAUCAUUAUUCCUUUACCGGCGUGGAUUCGUCUGACAGUCACUUUCGCCCUUUUCCACUUCAUUGUGCCGGUUCUCAUCGUCGACAAGGUUAAGCGAUAUACCGUGAAGAAGGAAUGGCAGAGGCACGCUCAAUUAUCCGUCUAUUUCUUCUCUAUACUCGUCGUGUUUCUCAUGGAGAUUAUGGAAAUCGCCAGACUCGCAGAGAUUCGCUAUGCCAUUGGCCUUCUUCCUUUCGUCUUCGCUGGCUGCGGCGUAUGUGCAGUCAUGCAGGCCACCCGCGGCAUCAAGGGCAAGAUUCGCAACUGGCAGGUGGCUAACAUCAUUUUCUGGAUCAUGAGCGUCGCUGUCACCAUUAUCAAGAUCCUCACGAUUCAGCGCUCAAGCAUGCGAUUCCCAGAGUUUCGGCGAAUGGGAACUGAUUAUCCGACGACGCACCAGGUGCAGGACUUGGCCGUCAUUGCCGGAUUCUACGUCCUUCUCUUGAUCAACGAGAUUGCGCUCUUCUUCCAGAAGACUUGGGAAGAGACUGUCGACGCUGAGAACAUUAAGAAGCUCCGCCUCACCAGGUCGAUCAGCGACCAGGCCCGCUACGAUCUCACCCGGGCUAUUGAGGAGGGCUACUACCCCUCGGGCGUCACGUAUCUGACCCUGAGACUCGAGGGCGAAUCCCAGAGCGAGAAGGCCACGGCUGGCAAGAGGCUCAUGGAUGAGGAUUCCAUCGAACCAGUACCCAUGAUACCCCCUAGCUUCAGACGCAACAGCGAGCGGUGGUCGUCAGCCAUGACGCUCAAGGACGCUGCCGGAGAUGACAUGAACGAGAAGGUCGGCGGCAAGGACAGCAACAAGAAGCGCGGCAGCGAGAGUUGGUCGAAUGCCAUGACAAUCAAGGAGCCCACAGCUCUCCGUGACGGUCAUGACAAGCGUGUGUCAAGCUUCGCCUCCCCGAUGGUUGCCGACAUUGACGAGAUCACACCCCUGGACCCCCCUUCCACCUCAUCAUCCAGAUAUGAAGACGAGCAUGCCGCGCAGAAAGCCAUGCUUCUCGACAGCCCCUUCCCCAUGAAAGAACUUCCCGACAGGCGCUCCUUCAUGCUCAAGCCCUCGCGCCCCAACACCGAGAGAUGGUCCAACGCCAUGACUCUGCGCGGCGAGCCGUCAUCCGGCAGCGGCAGUCAGGAGCCUUCGCCCAAGGAGCAUAAGGAGUACAUGCCCUCGGCACCCCCGGCCGCGGCGACGGCUCCGACCACACCGGAGCGCAGGGCUUCGGCCAGCGAGCGGAACAUCAUGAGGAGAUAUUCUGACGCCUCCACGCGGUCUAUCAGGAGGUUCUCUGCACGCAGUGACCUCCGCGAGGCGGCGGCCACAGCGGCGGCGUUUGUGGAUGGUGAUGAGCCCCUCACUUCGCCCACGGAAGCGCAUCCUUUGCAGCCGAAUCACCACACGCCAUAA